AUGUCCGAUCCAAGAAACUAUACUGUUGGCUGGAUUUGUGCCAUCACCCCUGAAUAUGUUGCCGCCCAAGCCUUCCUGGAUGAAGAGCAUGAAGGGCCGGAGUAUCUGCCGCCGCACAACAAGAAUGACUAUACCUUAGGAAGAAUAGGAAGACAUAACGUGGUCCUUUCGGUUCUUCCUUUGGGUUCAUACGGCACUGCCUCGGCAGGGCGAGUCGCCGAGGACAUGUUGCACAGCUUCCCGAACGUUCGAGUCGGUCUGAUGGUCGGCAUUGGCGGCGGAGCCCCAAGUCUAAACCAUGAUAUUCGUCUUGGUGACCUUGUUGUUAGCAUUCCUUCCAACGGUCGAGGUGGUGUGAUUCAAUAUGACUUCGGUAAAACAAUCCAAGGCCGAUGUUUCCAGCCAACGGGCUUCCUUGAUCAGCCUCCAGCCGUCCUCCGUGCGGCAGUGAACGGACUGCGGGCCCAAUAUGAAAGUGAGGGUCAUCGGCUUGAGAAUGCAGUCAAUGCGGUCCUUGAGAAAAAGCCAAGACUACGGAGAAAAUAUAUGAGGCCGGAUCAAGAGAGCGACCGGCUAUACCGAAGUCAUAUUGUUCAUCCGCCAGAAAGUGUAUCAAUAUGCGCGCUAGAUUGCAGUGAUGAUUGUAAUAGCUUGGUCUUACGAAAUCCACGCCCUAAAGAUGAAGACAACCCGGCGAUACACUAUGGUUUAAUCGCAUCAGCCAAUCAGCUUAUGAAAGAUGCUGUGAUCCGCGAUAAACUUGCUACGGAAAAUGAUGUUUUAUGCUUUGAAAUGGAAGCGGCUGGACUGAUGAAUCAUUUCCCAUGCCUUAUUAUCCGUGGCAUUUGCGAUUACUCCGACUCCCACAAGAACAAAGAAUGGCAAGGGUAUGCAGCUAUGGUCGCAGCGGCGUAUGCCAAGGAUCUUCUAUGUCGAAUCAUCCCUCAACAGGUGGACAGCGAAGAGAGGAUUUUAAAAGCCCCACCGCGCAUCAACCGUAUCACUGAGACCACAGAACGUAUUAAUCCGAAUCUACCACGACCGAGAGGAAGACGGAGCGCCGGAUCACGGGUUCUCGAGGGCCAUUCAGGCCCGGUCCUCUCAAUAGCAUUCUCCCCUAACGGCCGCGUGCUAGCGUCUGCUUCCAAGGAUAGCACAGUGCGGCUCUGGGACGCCACGACGGGCACUCGGCGAUAUACUCUUAUGGGCCACUCGGACUCGGUUUCCUCGGUGGCCUUCUCGCCCGACAGCCGAACACUAGCGUCUGCAUCCUGGGAUGGCACAGUGCGACUCUGGGAUGCUAUGACAGGCGCUCGGCUAUGUACUCUUAAGGGCCACUCAGAUUCGGUUUACUCGGUGGCCUUCUCGCCCGACGGUGGGAUGCUAGCGUCUGGAUCCCUAGAUACCACAGUGCGGCUCUGGGACGCUACGACCGGUGCUCGGCGACACGCUCUUAAGGGCCAUUCCAAAUCGAUUUGGUCGGUAGCCUUCUCGUCCGACAGCCAAGUGCUAGCGUCUGCAUCCUGGGAUGGCACAGUGCGACUCUGGAACGCUGAGACAGGCGCUCAGCGACACACUAUCAAGGGCCAUUCGAAUCCGGUUUACUCGGUGGCCUUCUCGCCCGACGGUGGGAUGCUAGCAUCUGGGUCCGUGGAUAACACAGCACGGCUCUGGGACGCUGCGACAGGGUCUCAGCGACACACUCUCCAGGGCCACUCAAGUUCAGUUUACUCGGUGGCCUUUUCGCCUGACGGCGGGUUGCUAGCGUCUAGCUCCUGGGAUCGCACAGUGCGACUCUGGAACGCUGCGACAGGCGCUCUGCGACACACCCUUAAGGGCCAUUCAGAUCUGGUUUACUCCGUGGCCUUCUCGCCCGACGGCCAGAUACUAGCGUCUGCUUCCGCGGACGACACAGUGCGGCUCUGGGAGACUGUAUUUUACGGAUAG
This is a messenger RNA of Penicillium paradoxum, 1947 nucleotides long. RefSeq lists its product as uncharacterized. The transcript has a single exon. The record is from RefSeq and is a predicted model, not a curated record. Gene Ontology annotation, molecular function: catalytic activity; protein binding. NCBI's taxonomy places the organism in Eukaryota, Fungi, Ascomycota, Eurotiomycetes, Eurotiales, Aspergillaceae. Gene Ontology annotation, cellular component: transcription repressor complex; nucleus. Gene Ontology annotation, biological process: negative regulation of transcription by RNA polymerase II; nucleoside metabolic process. Bases 1 to 1947 code for a protein of 648 amino acids.